Hypoxylon fragiforme is the source of this 963-nucleotide messenger RNA. RefSeq lists its product as uncharacterized. Lineage: Eukaryota; Fungi; Ascomycota; Sordariomycetes; Xylariales; Hypoxylaceae. The transcript has a single exon. The record is from RefSeq and is a predicted model, not a curated record. The coding region runs from base 1 to 963 and encodes 320 amino acids.
AUGUCUGGCCAUAUCAAUAACCUCCAAGCAAAGAUGACUCGUACUAUUGGGUAUCCUACCAGUCCUCUCGUCAGCACUCAAACCAAUGCUCCGACCAACGCUCUAGUCAACGCCCCGGCCGGUGCUCCGGUCAACCCACCUGCCUCUCAUUACACUUUAAAUCAAUCCCAGGACCUUCAAGCCCGGAACUUAGAGCUAGAACAUGAAGUCCAGAAACUCCGUAGUCUUCUUACAGCAAACAUGAAGGAAGUAAGAGACGAGAUGGCUGUGGUACGGGAUUGCCUAAAAGCCACCCGAGAACACAACGCCAAGCUCCAAGGAGAGAUGGCGGCUCUAAAUAAGCCUCGACGACGCACCAACCUACGUAGGGAAAACGAGGAAUCGCGAGACAAGAUUGUGGGUCUCGAGGAGAAUCUCCGAAAUAUGAAGAAUGAGAAUGUACAACUUCGCGGGCUUCUCACGGAUGCCCACAAAGACCGAGAUGGGUGGAAACUACGCUUCGAGGAAGCACAGCACGAGAACGAGAACAUCCAGAACAGCCAAGCUUUGAACCAGACCAACUUUCACCCGACACCUCCCCAAAACAACGUGGGUGCUUUCGAACCAAUCCAGACACUUCCAUUCAUGAACGUCAACUUCAUGCCUCAAGUUCCUGUACACCCAACAGCACCUGCUAUGGCACCCGGUGUUGGAUUUCAGUAUGGCUCCGCCGCUCCAAUUUACAACUCACCUGAAUCAAUAAACGAGCAACAGCGUCGUGCGUCUACAGAGUCUAUAGAGCAACAGUUUCUUGCGCCCAUCGAGCCAGCCUCUGGUAGUCUCCAAGGCCUGAUUGAUCCAUCCAAUAUGCAUCUUCAGCCACCAUCGGAGAUAGAGCUACCAGACCUUGGCAUAGACUUUAACUGGGAAGUCGGUUCCCUGCAUGGCGACAAUCUAUUUGGAGAAGAUCCCGCGGCAAACUAG